ACCACCAAACAUCCUCUCGUCGCGUCACUCACGACGGUUACGGUUGUAUUUCUUCAUCGCGCACUUCUCUUACGAUUUUAGCAUAGUGUUGAUCGUGGAAGUUUUCUUUGGCCGGCACUCCAGUACAAGGAUUUUCCGACUGUCACCUUCUCUGCUUUUUGCAGGUUGCUUGUGUGUCAUAUUUGUAGAUUCGAGCAUUAGUUGUCUUGUCUAUCUACUCCUCGUCUGUUCCUUCUCUAAACUAAUUUUGUCACCACAGACCAGAGCUCUGUUUCUGCUACGUUCCUUCUCAAAUGGCUAAAACAGAGUCGAACACAAACACAAACACAAAUUCGACAGAUCUAAACAGUGGUUACUGUUCAGAGACAAAGAUAUACCAUAGCCUUAGAGCUUCAGUCCCUCUGCCUCCUAUUCAUCAGCCUCUCUCAGUUGCUGAAUACACCUUCUCUCUCCUCCGCCACUCAUCCAUCAACGCCGAAAAGACGUCGUUUUUGGUGAACUCAGCUACUGGACAGAGCCUCACGUUCUCUCAGUUCAUCCAGCAAACGCAGUCUCUCGCUCAAUCACUUGAGAAGAUAUACUCUCUAUCUAAAAAUGAUGUCGCUUUAAUCCUCGCUCCGACUUCUCUUCAUGUUCCGGUUCUGUUAUUGUCUCUCUUUUCUAUCGGCGUCACAAUCUCUCCCGCCAAUCCAAUCAGUUCCAAAUCCGAGUUGACUCACCAACUCCAACUCAGUAAACCCGUCAUCGCAUUCGCCACCUCCAAAACCGUCCAAAAACUACCUUCGCUCCCUCGCGGCUCCGUCCUUAUCGACUCACCCGAGUUCCUCUCCCUCUUGACUCAUACAAGCGGUAAUUAUUUUCGACCAGUCGAUGUGAAUCAGUCUGACUCGGCCGCAAUUCUCUACUCGUCCGGGACAACCGGCCGAGUCAAGGCCGUAUUAUUGACUCACGGCAACUUGAUCGGGGCUGUCGGCGGUUAUUGCCAAACAGUGGCUGAUUCGAACCAGGGAGCACCGAAACCGGAUCCGGGGUGGUUGUUCACGCUUCCUUUGUUUCACGCGUACGGGCUGUUAAUGAUGUUGAGGUCGUGUACGAUGGGGAUUACGCUGGUGCUUAUGGAAAGAUUCGAGUUCGAGACGAUGUUGGGGGCUAUUGAAAGUUACCGUGUGACAUACAUGCCAGUGUCGCCGCCGCUAAUAGUGGGGAUGGUGAAAUCGGAGCUGACUAAAAAGUACGAUCUCAGCUCGCUCCAGGUGCUCGGGUCGGGUGGUGCCCCCCUUGGAAAGGAUAUCAUAGUGAAAUUCAAAGAGAAAUUCCCACACAUAGAAAUUGUGCAGGGCUACGGUUUAACUGAGAGCACAGCAGGGGCAUCAAGGAUGAUGGGGCCUGACGAAGCUGCUCGUCAUGGUUCUGUUGGCCGCCUGUCAGAAUAUAUUGAAGCCAAGAUAGUUGAUCCUGUAACUGGAGAGCCCUUACCCCCUAGUCACAGAGGGGAGCUGUGGAUCCGAGGCCCCACGAUUAUGAAAGGUUAUAUAGGAGAUGAAAAAGCCACCGCUGAAACCUUGGAUUCAGAAGGAUGGUUAAAGACUGGUGAUCUUUGUUAUUUUGACUCCGAGGGUUUCCUUUACAUAGUUGAUAGGUUAAAGGAGUUGAUAAAGUACAAGGCAUAUCAGGUUCCUCCAGCUGAGUUGGAACAUGUACUUCAAGCACAUUCUGAAAUAGCUGAUGCAGCUGUGGUUCCGUACCCUGAUGAAGAUGCAGGGGAAAUUCCCAUGGCCUUUGUGGUGAGGAAACCCGGGAGCAACAUCACUGAGGCUCAAGUUAUAGAUUUUGUUGCAAAACUGGUUGCGCCAUAUAAGAAAGUACGCCGCGUAGCUUUUGUGAAUUCUAUUCCAAAAUCUGCAGCAGGAAAGAUUUUGCGGAGGGAGCUUGUCAAUCUUGCUGUCUCCGGUGGUUUGGCGAAAUUGUGAUGCCGUAAACAGACUGUAAAUUGGGGUGCUAUGCAUCAACAUCAUGUGGUAGUAUUGGCAAGUUAAUUAGUUGCUGUUGAGACCAGAUGUUGAUGCAGUCCAAUUGAUAAGUAUAUUAAUAAUAUCUGCCGAUGCUCAAUUUGCACUGAA
This is a messenger RNA of Tripterygium wilfordii, 2120 nucleotides long. Its product is annotated as 4-coumarate--CoA ligase-like 9. The coding region runs from base 294 to 1970 and encodes 558 amino acids. The transcript is spliced from 6 exons. NCBI's taxonomy places the organism in Eukaryota, Viridiplantae, Streptophyta, Magnoliopsida, Celastrales, Celastraceae. Gene Ontology annotation, molecular function: CoA-ligase activity. The record is from RefSeq and is a predicted model, not a curated record.